AUGUGCCCUGUGAGUGACCUUUUAAUUAUUGUUCUUUUUAAAUCUGUGGACAGAUAUCGCCAAAUUUUGGAAAAAGCCAUUCAGCUGUCGGGUGUAGAACAACUUGAAGCUUUGAAAGCUUUUGUAGAAGCAAUGGUGAAUGAGAAUGUCAGUCUAGUGAUCUCACGUCAGCUACUGACAGAUUUCUGUACCCACCUUCCCAGUCUUCCUGACAGCACAGCCAAAGAAAUUUACCACUUCACCUUGGAAAAGAUACAGCCUAGAGUUAUCUCCUUUGAAGAGCAGGUCGCUUCCAUCAGGCAACAUCUUGCAUCAAUCUAUGAGAAGGAAGAAGACUGGAGAAAUGCAGCACAAGUAUUGGUGGGGAUCCCUUUGGAAACAGGGCAGAAACAAUACAAUGUGGAUUAUAAACUGGAGACCUACCUGAAAAUUGCCAGGUUGUAUCUGGAGGAUGAUGAUCCAGUUCAAGCAGAAGCUUAUAUUAAUAGAGCUUCCUUGCUUCAGAAUGAAUCAACAAAUGAGCAGCUGCAAAUCCAUUAUAAGGUUUGCUAUGCUCGAGUUCUUGAUUACAGAAGGAAAUUCAUUGAGGCUGCCCAGAGGUACAACGAGCUCUCCUAUAAGAGCAUAGUCCACGAAACUGAGCGACUGGAGGCACUGAAACAUGCUUUGCAUUGUACUAUUUUAGCAUCAGCAGGACAGCAGCGUUCUCGCAUGCUUGCUACACUCUUCAAGGAUGAGAGAUGCCAACAGCUUGCAGCCUAUGGGAUCCUGGAGAAAAUGUAUCUGGACAGAAUUAUCCGUGGAAAUCAACUGCAAGAGUUUGCAGCGAUGCUGAUGCCUCACCAGAAAGCAACCACAGCUGAUGGUUCCAGCAUCCUGGACAGAGCUGUUAUUGAACACAACUUACUAUCUGCAAGCAAACUUUACAACAACAUUACUUUUGAAGAGCUUGGAGCAUUACUAGAGAUUCCUGCAGCUAAGGCAGAAAAGAUAGCUUCUCAGAUGAUAACUGAGGGUCGCAUGAAUGGAUUCAUCGAUCAGAUUGAUGGAAUUGUUCACUUUGAGACUCGUGAAGCUUUGCCAACCUGGGACAAGCAGAUUCAGUCACUGUGUUUCCAGGUUAACAACCUGCUGGAGAAGAUAAGUCAGACAGCCCCAGAAUGGACAGCUCAGGCAAUGGAGGCUCAGAUGGCUCAGUGACUGUGCAGCCAUUGUCUGAAUGGAGGCAAUAAACUGCCUGCUGUGCUGGAAGAAGAGAACUGAGUAGGACUGAGAACCAAAUGAGGAACUCACCUUUAUUUCCCCACCUUCUGCUUUCACUCUGUUUUAGAACACAAUUAGGUGAUACCAUCUUUGGUUUGACAGCCCCACAGUUUCCUGAGCACAGAGUGAUGCUGUUGCUGUUUCUACAUUGUUCUCUUUUGUACCCUGCUGUCCUGAAAGCUGUGGUUUCCAAGUAGAAGAAGCUGUAAUGUCUGAAGGAAGCUUUGGUUUUGGUUUAUUUAAUUUAAUUUUUUUCCACUGUAUUGCUAUAGCUUUGUAGCCCAUUAUUUCCUAUGAUGCUUGUCCUGCUGUAAAAAUGUAAGUGCCAUUUUCUUUUAGUUGUAAUAAAGGCUGGAAUGAGCCA
This is a messenger RNA of Chaetura pelagica (chimney swift), 1627 nucleotides long. It is a transcript of the gene COPS4, whose product is annotated as COP9 signalosome subunit 4. The transcript is spliced from 9 exons. The record is from RefSeq and is a predicted model, not a curated record. Gene Ontology annotation, cellular component: cytosol; COP9 signalosome. Bases 1 to 1200 code for a protein of 399 amino acids. NCBI's taxonomy places the organism in Eukaryota, Metazoa, Chordata, Aves, Apodiformes, Apodidae.